Molecule: messenger RNA, 1774 nt
Organism: Dendronephthya gigantea
Lineage: Eukaryota; Metazoa; Cnidaria; Anthozoa; Malacalcyonacea; Nephtheidae
Product: etoposide-induced protein 2.4 homolog
Exons: 10
Coding region: 12-1031 (339 amino acids)
Biological process (GO): macroautophagy
Cellular component (GO): endoplasmic reticulum
Source: RefSeq, a predicted model, not a curated record
UGUAAACAAAUAUGGCUGCUUCGGAAGCAGUGCCUUACGCAAAAGGUAUUCUUCAUGGUGUAUACGAUUCGAUUUUAGGAAUAAUUACUUUUUUUAAACCUAUAUAUCAAAAGCAAGAGAGCAGCCAUUCUGUAUCUGAACCAGAGACAGAAGAGAUUAAUGUAAACCACCGAAGCAAGAGGCGUCUGAGACAGACGUCAUCGACACCAAAUUCAAAAAUAUCUCAAAGACAAAGCUAUAAAGAAAUCUAUUCCAUGAUGAUGCAAUGUUGUAUUUUAAAUGGAGGUAUCUUUUGGAUGAGUAUUCUUCUAUUUGAGAAUUAUCUAAUACCAGUCUUACAGUGGCUUACCUAUCUCAUUUUUAAAACUAUCACUGGUUCUGAGACAACCCAAAGUUUGAUGUGGAAAUGGAUGGUGCCAACAUUAUCUUAUAUAUUCCGUGCAUUUUGGGUAAUUCCUCUAUUCUGGCUCACAAAACCUCUUAACAGCCUAUGGUAUCAGGAAAUAGCUGACUUGGCGUAUCGCAGACGGAGUGGUAAACCAACAGUUCUCUUGUCAUCAAGUGGCAGCCUGGCUCAAAAUGUCAGUUUAACCAUUGCUGAUAUAUUCUUUAGUUUGUUAAUUCAAGGCUUUUUCUUGCUACAGGCGACUUUAGUUGGCAUUGUACCUAUUGUGGGUCCGGUACUCAGUCUAUUACACAUGACUUUACUACAUUCGCUGUACAGCUUUGAAUAUACAUGGGUGAAUAGAGGGUGGAGGGUUGAUAAGCGCUUGGCCUUCAUAGAAACAAACUGGCCUUAUUUUGUUGGCUUUGGUCUCCCAUUGGCUGUUCUAACGAGCGUGUCUUCUUCAUUCGUCGUAAGUGGUUGUAUUUUUGCCAUUCUGUUUCCGUUGUUUAUUGUCAGUGGAAACGAAGCUCAACCGAUUGAAACAGAAAGUGUACCAAUUCGUAUAUUUUCGAUAUCAAUUUGGUUAACUAACAAGAUGUUGAGAAAGUCGUGGUCAAGAACUAAACUUCAAAUCGAGAAAUAAAUAAUUAUAUGAUUUUAAAAUUUGAACUUCUGUCAAGGAAAUUCGUUCGUGUUGAACAGUGGCGACUCAAAUACCAGGCGAAAAUGCGCCAGAUUUCAAUAGGUGUAGUCAAUAAUCUAUUUACAAGCCUUGAAUGAAGUAUAUGAGCUAAUGCCUGCAUAUCUUUUCUAUUCCUAUAUAUUAUCAAUCAGGAAAAAUAUAUCCGGCUGAAUUUUUAAAAUUGGAUAGAUCAGUAUAUACGAUCAGUAAGACCACUUAAUUCCACCGUGGAUAGAGACAUGAUAAAACCAUUCAGCCUGGUGAUGGACCACUGCAUAUGUGGACUGAUAAACCAACGUGAUAUACACUGUGAGUACACUGAUACGAUAUACCUAUAAUAAAUACCUGCUUGUAGGUAAAUCAAAUAACCCCACAAAUCAUGCCAAUCCCACACAGUUCACUCCGAGCUGAUGAAUUGUUUCGGGACGUUCAGGAUUCAGUCUUGAAUGUUGUUCCACUUGCAAAUUAACCUAAGCAAAAUUAAGCAAAAUGGGUUACAAAUGAUUUCCAUUCAUGCUCCAGUUGUGUCUGAGCAAAGGUAGUUAGCUACAUCCGAAAAUGUGAAUUGAGUGGCAAUGGGCAUUGUACUGAUUGUAGUAGCCUAAGAUUCAAUGUAAUAUUACACAAAUUAAGCUGUAAAUUGUGUAGAUAAUUGUAUAUUUAUAUAUUAAAUAAUUGUAUAUCAUUUUUCAAAAUAUAAUAGA